AAAUCACACAAAUUUCUCUUUGCCAAAUAAAAUUUUGGGGGACAAGUCGUCUUAAUCGCAAGAACACGCGCGUAUACGCAAAUUAAUACGUACAUAUAGAAUCUCGUCCUACCGGCAAUGAAGAACGUGGUCAUGUAGAAGAGGGCAGUGGAAUUAUCAAUCUGAAUUUCCAGUUGUUCAGUGUUAAGAGACAAAUCUUCAGACUAUCUCAAGGUUCAGACAUGGUGGAAAGAUUCUAGAGUUGGAAGGUGGAGUCUUGUAUUGUAAAGCCCUCACUCCAUUGAUUUUCCACUUGACGGCUUCUCUCUCGGACAUUUCGUCGAACGGUCUCCGUGCCUGAGCGAUUUAUCUUCGUUUCACAUACCCACUUACCAUCGUUUGAAGAAGGAGAAGAACAAGAAGAAGAAGGAGGAGGGAGAAAGUGUUUGCCCAUAAGCUUUUUUAUCAGCUCAUCGCCGCCGGCGAAGAUCCAAGAUCGAAAUUCACAUUAUCCUGAUUCCUAACUAUAAAAGCUUCCUCCUUUUCUAGAUGAUAACCAUCGGCGGAGGCAGUUUCCGGCCGUUACUUUUUGCUCCGCCGCAGUUGCAUGGUCACCACCAAUACGGCCACCGGCGGAGAGGGCUGCGGUUCGAGGUCCGGUGCAAAGUCACCGGAGCAGUGCCGCUGACGAAGCAAGGUCACCGGUUUAUCUCGUCUCUCUCGUCCCCUGCUGUAGCCGGAGACUCGUCGGCGAUCAACCGCCAGAUUCGGAAGUUCGUCGCCGCGUCGCCGAAAUCAGUUGCCCUCAAUGUUCUCUCUCAUCUUCUCUCUCCUCUGAACUCUCAUCCCCAUCUUUCCUCCAUUGCCCUCAACUUAUACUCAGAGAUUGCUGAAGCACCAUGGUUUGAUUGGAAUCCCAAGCUUGUUGCCGAUCUCGUUGCUCUGCUCAAUAAACAAGAACAGUUUCCUGAAUCAGAAUCUCUGCUUUCUGCUGCUGUUUCCAGGUUGAAGCCAAAUGAACGAGGCCUUGCUCUUUUCCACUGCAAUUUGGUUGAAUCAAAUUCCAAACAAGGAUCUACACGAGGAUUCAACGAUUCUUACUCUUGUUUGAGGGAGAUAAUCCAGAGAUCUUCCUCUGUUUAUGUUAAAAGCCAAGGGUACAAGUCUAUAGUCAGUGGACUAUGCAACAUGGACAGACCUUAUGACGCCGAAAGAGUUCUCGCAGAGAUGAAAACAGAAGGAAUCAAGCCUGAGUUGUUUGAAUAUAGGUCUGUUCUAUACGGCUACGGGAGAUUGGGAUUGUUCUUCGAUAUGAACAGAACAGUGCAUGAAAUGGAAUCUGAUGGUCACAAAAUCGACACGGUGUGUUCUAACAUGGUUCUUUCUUCAUAUGGAGCUCGUGAUGCACUACCCGAAAUGGGUUCUUGGUUACAGAAAUUGAAGGGUUUUGGUAUUCCUUUGUCCAUAAGGACGUAUAACUCGGUCUUGAAUUCUUGUCCUACAAUUACAUCUCUACUGAAAGACUUGGAUAGCUGUCCUGUUUCUCUAUCGGAACUAACGGGUCUACUGAACGAGGACGAGAUGCUUCUGACACGGGAAUUGGUUCAGUCAUCGGUUUUAGAUGAAGCGAUGGAGUGGAAUGCAUUGGAGGGUAAGUUGGAUUUACAUGGGAUGCACUUAAGCUCAUCAUAUUUGAUAAUGAUGCAAUGGAUGGAUAAGGUUAGAAUUAGGUUUGAAGAAGGGAAGCAUGUGAUACCAGUGGAGAUUGUAAUUGUUUCCGGGUCUGGAAAGCACAGUAAUGUAAGAGGAGAGUCGCCGGUGAAAGCAUUGGUCAAGAAGAUAAUGGUUCGUACAGGAAGUCCGAUGAGGAUUGACCGGAAGAACAUCGGUAGUUUCAUUGCCAAAGGAAAGGCUGUAAAAGAAUGGCUUUGCCAGUAAAAAUGUAAAACUCCAAAUCCACACAUUUUGGAUAAUAAAAUCUCAGAUUUGGGACA
This is a messenger RNA of Tarenaya hassleriana, 1973 nucleotides long. RefSeq names its product pentatricopeptide repeat-containing protein At2g17033. The record is from RefSeq and is a predicted model, not a curated record. Lineage: Eukaryota; Viridiplantae; Streptophyta; Magnoliopsida; Brassicales; Cleomaceae. Gene Ontology annotation, molecular function: protein binding. Bases 529 to 1917 code for a protein of 462 amino acids. The transcript is spliced from 4 exons.